AUGGCGGACAACUCUGCAAGUGGUGAUGCUGUGGAACGACGUGAGAUUGCAAUUUAUAGGGACGUUGAGAUUGCAGAGUGUUGUAUUCACAAGGUUCCUGAAAAUCUACGAAAAGUAAACCCAGGAGCAUACUCUCCUCAGUUAAUUUCAAUAGGCCCUUAUCACCUCGGCGAACAAGUUUUGGCUGCCAUGGAAAAUCAUAAAAAAAGAUAUGUGGACGCAUUUUUUCAUGGACUUACCCUCGAUCAAUUGGAGAAAUUCAGAAAUUAUAUUGUAACCAAACAAACAAAAAUCUGCUAUCAAUAUGCUGAGCCAAUCCAAUUAUCUCCUGAUGUCUUUCUACCGAUGGUUCUGCGGGAUGCCAUUUUCAUCAUCGAGCUCUUCUUGCGAGUUCGGUUUGAACAUCAAGGCGAUUUUUUGCUAAAUGAGGUAUGGCUAGGAACUAUAAGAAGGGACUUACUCUUACUCGAAAAUCAGCUUCCGUAUUUUGUGCUUGAGGAUUUAUAUAACUUAGCCGGACAAAAAGCUUCUGGUAACCAAAUUCCCAUCAUUAAUCUUGCUGGUCGUUUCUUUCAACUCAAUCGCUCGCACAAUAGGCCACUUUCUAGCCAACGUCAGGAUGUCAAAAUUAAUCAUUUCACUGAUUUAUAUAGGUUUUCUCUAGUGGAAAUUCCGGAGACUCCCAGGUUUAGUCUUCCAAUGACGACCGCUGAUGCUUUACCGAACGUAGUCAAGUUGAAAAAAUCAGGAGUGAAGCCUAGAUGGGGUAAAUAUUUGGUUGAAGUAAAAUUCAAUGAUCGAAAAACUCCGUUGUUUAAUGUAGUUGAGCUGGAAAUUCCACGCUUUGAAAUAACUGAAAACACAGAAUGUGUGAUCCGAAAUCUGAUGGCGCUAGAGCAAUGUCAUUAUCCAUCGGAAACUUACAUAUGCAGUUACAUUCAUCUACUUACGUUUCUCAUCAAAACUGAAAAAGAUGUAGAUUAUUUUAAAUUUAUUGUGCAGCAAUGCUGA
Molecule: messenger RNA, 1011 nt
Organism: Pistacia vera
Lineage: Eukaryota; Viridiplantae; Streptophyta; Magnoliopsida; Sapindales; Anacardiaceae
Product: UPF0481 protein At3g47200-like
Exons: 1
Coding region: 1-1011 (336 amino acids)
Source: RefSeq, a predicted model, not a curated record